Messenger RNA from Ctenopharyngodon idella (grass carp), 5207 nucleotides. RefSeq names its product ST6 beta-galactosamide alpha-2,6-sialyltranferase 2a (gene st6gal2a). The coding region runs from base 415 to 1965 and encodes 516 amino acids. The transcript is spliced from 7 exons. NCBI's taxonomy places the organism in Eukaryota, Metazoa, Chordata, Actinopteri, Cypriniformes, Xenocyprididae. Gene Ontology annotation, molecular function: sialyltransferase activity. The record is from RefSeq and is a predicted model, not a curated record.
CCCUCCACACUAAACUCAUCUGAUAAAACACCGAGAGCCGGAGGAAUCAAAGACGCCGACUACACGGUCGUCCGUUACCGUUGGAGCAUCACCACCGAUCCCGCAGCACGCCUCCAGCUCUCUCUUUAUCAAAGCAGGCAAACAAUAGCGACUGGAAGGGAUCGAGAGGAAUAUAUUACCCUCUUAACAGAACAAUGAACGCGGGCUGAAUUCUCAGGGCCCGCAGUGGAGGUUAAACUGAGCAGAGGGAAUUUGUUGGGUGGCAUCAAUGGCAUCGCAACUUAAACGUUCCACUCCACAGCACUAACACACCUGCAAAACGCAAAUCGUAAACCAUUAACAGUGGCCUCUUGCUGACCCCUCUCCAGUUGGGUCUGGAGUGGAGCGGCGUGCGGCCGAGAGGACCGCUAGAAGAUGAAGUCCAGUCUGAAACAGUGGCGGCGGCUCACCCUCGGCCUCAUGCUGGUCUGGGUGCUGGUGUUCCUGGCGCUCCUCUCCUACUUCAUGGAGUCACGAGUGGACGACCCACACUCCGCUGCCGCUCUCUCCUACACGGACACACGCCGCCUGACCUCACUGCAGGGCAACCCCCGCACCAUUAUGACCACCCAUUUAGGGCUGGCCGCCUCCUCCACCCCCUCGACCUCCAGCAACACCCAACAGGAGCAAAGCCAGGAGGAAAACCCCAGUGCCGACCCCCAACCUAGUCCGCUCAGCCAGGAGGCCUACCCUUAUCCUGACCUCCAGAGCCUGGCGGCCUGGUCCGCAUUUGGCACCCAGGACGUGGGCUCCAGAUCGGCUGCCGUGAGUCGCAACCGUGAGCGACAAGAGUACAACCAGGAUUCACCUCAACAGGAUGAAGAUGAGGAAGAGGUGUUGGGAGGGGAAGAGGAAGAUGAAGAAGAGGGAGAAGAGGGAGAAGAGGGCAGGAGGAGGACGACUAAACGGGCGAUAAGGCAUGAGGACUCUGACCAGGACGAGUACUACGUUCCCAAGUCAAAAUCUGUAGUGCACAGUCUGUGGAAAGGGAGUUUGUCCGUGGGCAUGCUCAGUCCACGCUUGCAGAAGGCUGUGAAAGACUACCUUAAUAAUAAUAAACACGGUGUGUCCUACAGGGGGCACCGGAAGGCGCAACAGAGCGGCCAACAGGUGUUGUGUGAGCUGAAAAAGAGGCAGAAGGUUCGAACUUUGGAUGGGGCCGAGAUGCCUUUCUCCAAUUUAGGCUGGCAGAAAAUUGUACCUGCCUUACCCUUAAGCCAGCUCUAUGGACCAGGCUUCCAGACCUGUGCUGUGGUCACCUCUGCCGGAGCCAUGCUCCACUCGGGACUCGGCAAGGAGAUUGACUCCCAUGAUGCAGUGCUGCGGUUUAAUACAGCUCCUACCAAGGGUUAUGAAAGAGACGUUGGGAAUAAAACCACCGUACGCAUCAUCAACUCUCAGAUCCUGGCAAAUCCCAAGCACCAGUUCAAUACAAGCUCAUUGUACAAGAAUGUAACGCUGGUGGCAUGGGAUCCUGCUCCAUACACCCUCAACCUGCACAAAUGGUACUCAAAUCCAGACUACAACCUGUUCACACCAUACAUGGAGUACAGGAUGCACUUCCCCGCACAGCCUUUCUACAUCCUGCACCCGAAAUACAUCUGGCAGUUAUGGGAUGUGAUUCAGGGUAACAAUCUGGAGAACAUCCAGCCCAACCCACCCUCCUCAGGGUUCAUAGGCAUCCUACUGAUGAUGUCCUUAUGCGAAGAGGUCCACGUGUACGAAUACAUUCCUUCACUACGGCAGACGGAUCUGUGCCACUACCACGAACGCUACUUUGACGCCGCAUGCACUUUAGGUGCGUAUCACCCCCUGCUCUAUGAGAAGAUGCUCAUCCAGCGCAUGAACGUCGGAUCAGAGGAAGACCUCAAACGGAAAGGCAAGGUCACGCUCCCUGGUUUCAAGAACGUCCACUGUGAGCCCUGAACAGAAAGACGCAAUAAUAGACUUUGUAAAGCAGAAGAGAUCUGCAGACUGACGCAGGACCACGCCGAGCCGGCUCUGAAUGGACCGUGUUAUGUAGACUAUGGUUGGUGUUCUGCGGGGCAAAACCUUCUGCUGUAGUUCACUCAAAAAUGCAUUUCCUGAGCCUAUGCUUAAAUAAAGAUGGUCAGAACAGCAAUAGACAUGUCGUGAGAAAAGCUUUUCUUUAGAUAUGUGGAUGUUCUUGGUGUUGAAAGCCAUCAAAAAUGUUUCUUUUUGUUAUUAUUUUUAAUUGAAACUCUGUUUUUCACAGGGUUGGAAGUAUUAGCAGUCACAGACACUGAAAGCUACACUGUCGAAAGAAAGUAUUCACUCAAAUACAUUUUAGCACAAAGGCUAGAUUUACUCUCUGAUUAAAAGUGAGCUUUAUCAAUCUGUUGAUAGAUUUUUUUUUUUCUAACAUAGACAGAUUUAAAGCUUCUCGCCAUAACAUGAAGAUUGUUUUUUUUGUAAAUUUGGUGUCGUUUUCUGCUGUUAUUUAUAUUGUGCCACAUACACAAGCCUCUUUGAGAAUAUUUUGCUCUUCCAGAACGUCUCAAAUGAAUCAAUAGUUUUUAGAGUACUUUACUGACAUGUACCUGUUACUGUACAAAUCGACUAAGGAGCUUUUGAAUGUGACCAUGGUUCAUUUUAAUUCUCCUAGUCGUUUUGUACUUUAUAGACAGGUGGUUUACAGAAAAUAGAUGUUGUUGAAUCAGGAUUUGAUUGUGUGUAUUAUGGACUCAUUGCAGCACUGUAAAUCUUAUCUGGGACUUUAUAUAAAGCUGCAGGCAAUAUAACAAGUGCAGUGGUGAUAUUAGUUGUUAAAUAUAAACCAAGGUUUUUAAUGUCUUGUAGCCCCUAAAACCAAGAGACUCCCGCUGGAGUCGUCUUUAAAAGCGAAUGACUUACCAGAGCAUCUUUGCGUUGUCUUCUCUUAAAUGUACAGUUGUUAAUUUUGAAAUAAUUCACUUUGUGGUGCGACUUUUCUACAGAAGGUAAAACUUGAAGGUUUAUUUACUCGUGUGCAUUGUUUCAAUGUGUGCCAUUUUAAUUAAAACGGAACACUUUCGCAAGCUGAUUUUUCUGUAGAUCUGGUGAGGAGAGCUAACGUCUGUUUUAAUCGCUGUUGUAUAUUGUAGAAUUAUACUAGUAAUUGGUGAUUUCACUCAGGAGCUCACGAUACUCUCACCAGGGUGAAAUACUUCAUCUUCCUUCUAGUCCUAUGGUAGGCUAAGGUUGUAAAGCAAAUAUUUGAUCUUUACUCUGUCCUGUUUCCCCAUGUUGGGGGAUUGUAGAUGUAGAGAAACUGAAAGUGACUUUUCAGUUUUUUUUUUUUUUUUUUUUUAAACUGUUGAAUACAAAAAAUGUUAGAGGUUUAGAGCCUCUGAACCUGUAGUGUAUCAUCAUCUCUAUAUGACUCAUUGUUGGAGCCGGCCGUGGUUGUCGUGCAUGUGUGACGUCACACUCCCCUCCACUCUGAGACAGACACAUAAUUAAAUGUUGUUGUUUUUUGUUAUUGUUUUUGGCCUUUUCGCCACUUUUUAUUGUCAAGGUAGUGGAGAAGACAGGAAAUGACUGGGAGGAGAGCAUGUACACUAUUGUUUCAAAGUUUGGAGUCAGUCAUGCUUUUUGAAAGAAGUCUCUUAUGCUUACCAAGGCAGAAUUUAUUUGAUGAAAAAUACAAUUACAAUUUAAAAUAACUGCUUUCUAUUUGAAUAUAUUAAAAAUGUAUAUUCCUUUGACACAACUGCAUUUUUAGCAGUUCUUAUCAAUGUUGAAAUCAGUUGUUCUGAUUUUUGUGGAAACCAAGAUAUUGUUGAAAACUGAAAGUUCAAAAGAACACCAUUUAUUUGAAAUAAUAAAUCUUUUGCAACAUUAUAAAAUGUCUUUACUGUCACUUUUGAUCAAUUAUAAGGACUGGUUCACACGUUCUUGUGGUGGAAACGGGGAAAAAAAAAACAAGGUCUAGAUAUGCUUUUUCUUUUCUUUUCUUUACUUUUUUUUAAUUUUUAAGUUGAACUACUUUUAACUUGAGCACCGCAUUUUUAGAAUGGCGGCAUGCUGCAAAAGACACGAGUGCAGUGUCUUUCUAGCGUGUUUCACAUAGAAAAACAAUGGAGAAGUAGCAUAUUGUCCUUGCUGAAUGUUUUUGUUGUUGGUUUUUUUUUUUUUUUUUAAAUGUCACUGACCCCAAACUUUAAACUGUUAGGCCAAGGCUCUCCCAGACAAUUUAUUUUUUAAUUCUACAUGAUGGCCAAAUGGUCAUGUGACCUAUAGAGGGACUAAAACUUUGCCUUCUACUUUCUCUUUAGUCUUUUAGGACUCUACGAUCAGAGGCAAAGUCGUAUGUCCUUCCUCUGUGAAUGUCUUUUCCUAAGCCUUUAACAAGGUGUUUUAGCGGCAUAAACUCUGUCUCUCAGACGGUGUGACGGGAGAUAUGGCCGUUUUAAGAGUAUUGAAGUUUUUUUCUGUAAAUUGUUUGGUUUUUAAUGUCAUGGGGUGAUAUGACUACUUUCGGGGAAGAGGGUGGGGGGGUGGGGCGUACAAUUCGGAGCAUGUGACAGAAAGCGGGGCUUGUUAGUAUUCAUGGUAAAUACCUUAAUGUUAGGAUUUAGCCUGUAAUGGGAAACAUGAGCUGGGUCUCUAGGUUUAGCUCUGUUUGAGCAUAUGAUCUUUAGGAUUGAGGAAAUGCAGGUGAUUUCACUGGCGAACCUCAAAGUUGUGUCAUAGAUGUGCACAGUAUGAUUCUGAGGACUGUGCCAAAUGUGCGGUUUUCCUGAGUUUGAGUGAGAAUGUUUGAAUGGUACUGUAUCUGUGAUGCUGUUUAUCUGUGCCAACUUUCCUUUUUGCAUCAUUUCCUUAAUUUAAUUAAUGUUUUUCCUUCUUAUAUACCUUUCCUUUUCAUAAAUUUAUUUUCUGUAUACCUUACCUUUUAUCUUUCUUUCUGUAAUUCUGCCCCACACCGACUUUUUAUUUUUUUUUAUUUAUUUUCCCAUGCUACGGUUAUAUUUUUGAAAGACUGUAAAUAUCUGCAAUUGUCUAUUACAGGCCAGUUCACAGGCCAUGGGAUGUUUUAUAAUGUUUCUUUCUCCCCAUGUUAAUACACAUUUGUCAUUGAGUUAAUUUUUAAACCACUACAUGUUUGUGUAUUCUUUUGACCAUUGUUUCUAUAAUAAAAGCUUGACCUUUACUUGACCCAGUAA